Molecule: messenger RNA, 807 nt
Organism: Phaedon cochleariae (mustard beetle)
Lineage: Eukaryota; Metazoa; Arthropoda; Insecta; Coleoptera; Chrysomelidae
Source: the annotation of a GenBank genome assembly
AUGCAAACUUCGACAAUCGUGUUCAAAGCCGAACCGGCAGACUACAGUGCCUCCUCCUCCGGGGGGAUUGUUUCUUCCACGUCAUCCUCUUCUUCGGCCGUCGUGCUGGGGAAUAUGAGACCGCCGCCGCCACCGCCUCCUCCCAAGGUCAAGGUCAUCGACGUCAAGCUGGAGGAACCGACCAGCUCUAUUCCCGAUCUAGCGGCCGCCGACUCGUCGGUGAAAGGGCGGGGGACGGCCGUUGCCAUGCCAACCCCCCAGAGUCGCGGCAUCCAGACGGCCGUGGCCGAGCAUGCACCGGCCGUCGACGUCGUUCGGGGUGCGUCGGCCCAAGGGGGGCAACGACCCAGACAGCCAGAGAAGAAAGAUAAGGAGAAGAGUAUAUCGAUUGUAGGGACAUGUUCAAUUGAUAACGACAAAGAUUUCAGCGGCGGGGAACCCAUGCUGUGGUUAUACGUCGGCCACUGUAAGCCCCAAACAACAGCCGAUAAGGUUAAAUCGUAUCUAGAGAAGAAAUCCGCAGGACAUAACUUCGAGGUUACGGAACUAAACUCGGUAGGACGUUUCAAGUCCUUCAAGGUUGCCGUUCUCGCUGCCAUGGCGAUGCCGGGAAUAUUGGGAUACUGGGACCACGUGACUGACACACAAAUAUCCAAACCGGAAAUUUGCCGCGAUUCUGGGUUUGCUGGGAGAGGAAAAGCGAUAAACGGCAAAUUCGUUUUUAGUUUUGGUGAACGCGCCAGUUUUUAUGUUAUGGUGGAUGCGCGUUUUGAAUAUUUGGCGACCGCUAAUAAUUACCUGAUAUAA